AGUUUUUUUAUCGAGGUAUUAAAUUUAAUUAAUUUUUGAUUACCUCCAACUUUAUUAGUUAAAGUAAAAACAAGUAAACGAGUAGUAGCAAACUGCUAGGUCAUGUCUUUAGUGUUGCUUGACCCGGAUAAGGUCCUAGGUGAGGAGACAGAGAGUUUAGAGUUAGGGAACAAUGCUAGGGUGGAAGAACAAGUGCAAGUGGAGGAAGUGUCGAUGGACUUGGACAUUAUUGAGGACGACGAAACAGUGGUCGUCGAUGCUGUGGAGGAGGAUUCCGAAAUCCCAGAUGCAGCAAUUGUUCGCCUCGUCUCUAAUGAGAUGGACGCUUUCCUGAACACUUUACAAGACGACGACAUUCAAAUGUUCGGUGGACGAAGGAGUGAUGCGGCAUUUAAACGGAAAGACAUAGGUGAAGAUGACGACAGUUCUUCUAACUCUGGGUCUGAUUACGAGUCCGACGAAGGGAGGAGGUCACGUUCACGACCAAGUAAAAAUAAGAAGUGGAAGGAUGCCGAAGAAGAAGAGGGACCAUGUUCGUCGGGCAGUCUGGGUCGCCGCCCAACCGUUUCAGGGGGUGUAGAACGGAAGGACUUGUUAAACACCUCGUCCUACAGGCGGAGAGAAAAGAAAGACCUUUGUCCUUCUGCAGCACCAAUCAAAACAAAACUUGGUCGAAACCCGGAAGCUGAAAUUGAAGAUGCUUCACUUCCUGUAACGGAGGAAGAAAGACUUUUUUCCGAGGCUGAUGUGAAACUGGCUUGUGCGGCACUCAAGACUAAUGAAAUUACGCCUAAAGCGGAUAUAACAUCCCCCUUGCCGAACCGAUUUACCGGUUCUAUCAUGUCAACCAUGAUGCGGACGUUGCACGUCUCCAAAGAGGCCACAAUCCGGAGGUACGAGGAAUUGAAGUUGCCCAAAGAAGUGAACCAAUCAACACCUAUCUUCCUCAAUGGAAUUUUGAGAGCGGAACAUCUCGUGUAUAUCACGACCUGUGUGGAUGCUAAAGCCCGGCUUGACAACAGGAAGUGGCUGAUCGACCUGGCAGACGUGGUUUUGCACAAUGAGAAGUAUGAAAUGUUGCAAUUUUGCACAAGGACCCCUGGUGUUGCCCCGUUUCCAUACGGGAAGAAGGAUAAGUCCAUUGAUUGCCUUGAAUUUACGCACAGGCUGCGAGAAAUUAAAAACAUGAUGAAGAUGGAUCUGUACAAGUUGGCCGGCUCGGGAAGAGUCAUCGCGAUGCAGAUCAAUGAAGCAACGGGCAAUGUGCAAUCAGUAAAGACUCAAAAAUAUGAACUUUUGGAAAAGUUUCAGGAUCUGUAUUACAGAGAGAACAUGAACGAUGCCAAAUUCGAUGAGAUGAGCAUCACUGGAAUCAGAGGGGUGAAGAUGAUGAUGGAGCCUCCCUACUUCAAAACUGAAGACGGAAUGUUAUCAUUUGAAUUUCCAAAUGCUAAUCGUAAUGCUCAGAAGAACCACAUGCCUUUUCCCGUUCGGAAACAAAAGUGGACCCAGAAGGAUUUGAAAGCCUUAAAACAAGCUAUUAAAGAAUGCGUCGUUUCACAACGGAUUGAUGACUUAAACGGCCGUUAUUCAGAGCUCUUAUUGGAGUCGGAGAUCCGUCGGAAGGACGAAAUGUGUCGAGAAGGGAAACCAAUGGAUGAAGUUAACCAGCCUCCUCGGAAACGAAGGCGUGGACGACCAACCAAGGAGGAAACUAAGCAACGCGACAAGUACGGGAUCGUUUAUCCGGUUUUCCUUCGUACGCAGGAUCACACAGUUGCAUACGAAAUGUUGCCCAAACAGCUCAGCGAGUGGCGAACCAUGAUGGAGAAACGCCUCCGAAACAUGAGCUUUGACACGUUGAUGAAGGACAAAAAUAACGACAAAAUGAUCGAUUGGGAUGAGGUUUCUUUGAAAAUGAUGACUCGGACAAAGAAAUUGCGAUCCGAUGACGAUUGCAGUCGCACAAACACGCAUGCCAUUGAUCCCAAGAUUAAUCACAAGAGAUUGACGGCUGAACAAACCCGACAAAUUCAAUAUCUGAACGACGUGGAGAAGGUGCAGGACUGGGACGAGAUCGCCAGACGAAUCAGCGUCGAUAAGAAUGGUCAACCGACUCUGCCACAUACAGCAUUUCAGUGCAUGAAACGUUACAUCACACAUGUGGCUCCUCCCCCAAAACCCGUGUGGACUAAAGAAAUGGACGAAAAACUCAAAACUGGAAUUCAAGAAAAUCCGGGACACUGGCGAAAGGUUGCUGCAUCGCUGAAUCAUGAGGGAAUUACGAAAAGGGUGGCACAGGAGCGAUACAGGAAGCUGAAUCCGUUCAUCAAAGUGGGACCGUUUUCUCGAACGGAAGACUGCUUGCUACUUCUAACCAUGCAACGUUUGAAACCUUUUCUCUGUGAUGAGGGACAUUUGGGCUACGUGUACCAAUAUCUUUCUUGGCGGUAUGAAACCGCUUGGCGCGACCGUGCUACCAAUCUAUUCAAUGAUUGGAUUGUCCCUUGGACUUUGGAAGAAGAUCGAUUGUUAAUGGAUUUGGCUGUAUCGAUGAAUCGCAACUGGCAAAAGAUUUCUGAACAAUUUUCUUCCUUCAAGAAUAGGAAAGGUUGCUCGACCCGCUACAACCUCUUGUCCCGUAAUUUGGCAUAUAAGCACUCUACACUGGAAGAAUACCACGAGGCGUAUGCAAUGACUCGCUACAAUGUGUUCCAAUAUCGACACUUGCCUGACAUUCUGAGAAAGCUGACAGAGGUGAAGGAGAAAACGUUGCCAUCAGCCACUCCGUUUUGCUUCCCAGCGAAUCCUCAACAGCCCCCAACUGAAGAGCAACUUGUACGUAUGAUGGAAAUGUUUAACAGGGACAUUCUCCUGGCCACCAUCACCUCUCUGGACAAGUACAUACAAAGUCGAGAUGAAUACUGGGGGACUUGGAACGAGAAAAAUGGCGUCAAGCAACGGACAUUUGAUCGAAGAACGUUCCAUCCCGACAACCCUCAAAGUGUCGCAUCUGCGCUUCAUAUUCGAGGCCUCAAGUUGAAACUGAAGGAAGGUUUUGACAACUUGAACGAUUUUGAGGAGGAGAUCUACGUCCAUUAUUCACGAUUUUCUUGCACAAAGACCCUCAAGGCAGGGGUCAAGCGCACCUACCUUCCACCCGUGUCAUUUUUCUACAAGUGGAAAGCCGUUGAACGCAUCAUUGAAGAACACGACGAUCUCGCCGCUUUGGAGGAAGAAGAACAAGAGGCUGCCGAAGGUGCUCCAGUUCCACAGUGCAGCAAGAAGUGGACUCGAUUGAUAGAAAAGAUAAACAAAGAGGAUCAAGAUGAAAAUAGUGAGGAUGAAGAUGAUAGUGACGACGAGGUAGAUAAACUGGAAUCAGGAAGCGAAGAUGAGAGCAGUGAUGACAGUGAUGACGAAAGUGAUGAUGAUGAAUCUGCCAAUGACGAAGAUGAUCCGGAAACUGCCAAUGAUGAUGAUGGUGCUGAAGAUGCCAUUGAGACCCCUCAAGAUGUAGAAGAUGAAUCUGAGUGGGUGACUGAGGAUGAAGAAGAAGAUGAAGAAGAUUGACGUCGACGAUACUUCGGAUGAAGAUAUCUAGACCAAGUUUGGUUCUUCGAAGGAAGAUUAUUAAUAAUCAUGCUUAAUAUUCAUAUAAAAACUUGUUACGUUAUAAUUAUUAAUUAACAUGUUGUAACACGUUUUCCAUGAAGUGCUUUAAUAAUCGAAAAGUAAUUGAAUAAAAAU
Messenger RNA from Folsomia candida, 3750 nucleotides. RefSeq lists its product as uncharacterized. NCBI's taxonomy places the organism in Eukaryota, Metazoa, Arthropoda, Collembola, Entomobryomorpha, Isotomidae. The record is from RefSeq and is a predicted model, not a curated record. The transcript has 9 exons. Bases 103 to 3573 code for a protein of 1156 amino acids.